AUGCGUCGACGGACUGGUCUUGCGAGCCUUCCAGUAGAACUGCUAUAUGAAAUUCAGCUGUACGCCACAUCUGAGAAUCUGCCACUCAUUUGCAAACAUUUCUAUGCAAUCUACUCCUCGACACCGGCUUCUUUCCGUGCGCGGUAUAUCAUAGCGAGGGCGCUGCGCGCCACCAGCGGGCACACUAACUUCGACAUCGUAUCGAGGGCACUGCGAUAUCCUAUCUGCUCGCAACCAGUGCUCGAUGCAAUCUGUCGACAAGCUCCUAAAUACGGCAUAUCAUUGCAAACAUACCGCCCAAAGCUUCCUAAACGGCUCUUCUACAAUUUGCGCCCCCCGGCAUCUCGUUCAGCGCCCCGUUGGGAAGAGCGCGAUCACCCACUGCCCUUCUUGAGAUACCUAUAUUCAUCCUCGUCCUUCCCCGCGCCAGAUCCUAGCUCGCACGACGGAUAUGCACUGACGAAGGCGGUGCACGCUCGAUUUACGCCGCUCGUCGAGUUUCUGCUCGACCAGGGCGCAUCGCCGCGGUGCAAGAAUGGGCUAGCGGUUUUUGUUGCGAUCCGAAUGAAUAAUAUCGCGAUGGUGAAGAUGCUCGUGGAAAGAGAUGGAAGACAGGGGAUCGAGCCGGUCGAAGGGGCUCAGAAUAGCAGCAGCACGCAGACUGAUGGGAUCCAAGGCACUGGUGAUGCGUGUAGGGUCGGAAAGAGCAAGCUGAAAGCCGGGAAGAAGAGGAAGCUGGAAGAUCGCAUCCAAGUGACCUCAGAGAUGCUGAGAGCGGCAGUCAAGUCUCAUGCAAAGGAGGUGAUAGAUUGGUUGAUGGAAGAGAAGGGGUGUGUUCCCGAUAUGCAGACUCUUCUGCUUCUGACGAGGUAG
Messenger RNA from Pleurotus ostreatus (oyster mushroom), 873 nucleotides. RefSeq lists its product as uncharacterized. The transcript is spliced from 2 exons. Bases 1 to 873 code for a protein of 290 amino acids. The record is from RefSeq and is a predicted model, not a curated record. Lineage: Eukaryota; Fungi; Basidiomycota; Agaricomycetes; Agaricales; Pleurotaceae.